This is a messenger RNA of Mangifera indica (mango), 1122 nucleotides long. RefSeq names its product stem-specific protein TSJT1-like. Bases 121 to 915 code for a protein of 264 amino acids. The record is from RefSeq and is a predicted model, not a curated record. The transcript has 4 exons. Lineage: Eukaryota; Viridiplantae; Streptophyta; Magnoliopsida; Sapindales; Anacardiaceae.
ACGGAACUUCCUUCAUCCCGUUUGCUCUAUUUCAACUCUGAAUCUGAUUAUCCUUCUUCUCUACUCGUUCGUUUGAUUGGUUUUUUCUUCUUCGUCUUUUUGAAAACUGAAGAAAAAAAGAUGCUGGCAAUAUUCAACAAAGGUGUGAUGAAUCCACCUGAAGAGCUCCAUAGCCCUGCUUCUUUGACUUCACCCAGAAAGCCGAAGCUCUCUGAAGAGAUCUGCAAAGACUUUGUCGAUUCUCAUCCGUCAAACACAUUUCUAAUCAGCUUAAAAAAUGCAGCUUCCCUUGCUUAUGUUCCUCCUCAAAACCCUUACUCCUCUUCAAAAAGAUUGUUUUGUGGGAUUGAUAAUAUAUAUUGUAUAUUCAUGGGGAGCUUAAACAACUUGAGCCAUCUCAACAAACAAUAUGGAUUAUCAAAAGGGAGCAACGAAGCCAUGUUUGUGAUUGAAGCAUACAGAACUCUGCGUGAUCGGGGCCCAUACCCGGCCCAUCAAGUCCUGACGGAUCUUGAUGGUAGCUUUGGCUUUAUGGUUUAUGACAGCAAGGCUGGAAGCGUUUUUGCUGCACUGCAAUGGGUUGUGCAGGGAUCAAUUGCAAACGAAGAGGUGAGACUCUUUUGGGGCAUUGCGGGUGAUGGGUCGGUUGUCAUUUCUCAUGACUUGGAAAUCAUCAAAGCAGGCUGCGCCAAAUCAUUUGCGCCAUUUCCAACUGGAUGCAUGUUCCACAGUGAGCAAGGGCUGAUGAGCUUUGAGCAUCCAGGAAGUCAGAUGAAGCCAAUGCCCAGAAUUGACAGUGAGGGAGUCAUCUGUGGGGCUAACUUCAAGGUUGAUGUUCAGUCAAGGAUGACCACCACCAUGCCACGUGUUGGAAGUGAAGCAAACUGGGCAUUGUCCGGCAACUCACUUGUCUGAGUUGGAGUCCAGAAGAUUGGCAUAGAAUAAUUUACUCAUAGCUUGUCGUUUUAUGAUGCUUUUGUUUGAACCUUUUUCGGGUCUGUCAAUGUGUAUAACUGCUUAUAUCCAAACUGAAUCAACCAUGUAUGCACUCCAAACCACUUAUGUUACCCUCCUUUUAGAUCACAAAAUCAAUUAUAGAUAACAUAUGGUUCACUUGCAAUA